Messenger RNA from Impatiens glandulifera, 792 nucleotides. RefSeq names its product F-box protein CPR1-like. The coding region runs from base 1 to 792 and encodes 263 amino acids. The record is from RefSeq and is a predicted model, not a curated record. Lineage: Eukaryota; Viridiplantae; Streptophyta; Magnoliopsida; Ericales; Balsaminaceae. The transcript has 3 exons.
AUGCGCUUUGCGGAUUAUGAUUAUAAUGGUGGAAUUUUGCUUUGCGGGUCCUGUGAUGGCUUAAUCUGCCUGUCAAAUGCCAUUUCCAUUAACACUGUCUUAUUAUGGAAUCCAUCAACGAGAAAAUCUAUAAAAUUGUCUUACCCAUCAGUUGAUCUCCGAGAUAAGUAUGAAAUUGUCUACAACUGUACUUAUCGAUUUGGCUACGAUAACACCAAUUAUGAUUACAAGGUUGUGAGAAUGGUGUUAUAUUCAAACAUUUUAAGAGUAGGCAGUCAUAGUUUGAAAUCAAAUUUGUGGCAUAAGUCAGAGACGUUUCCUCACCGUCCAAGGUCGGAGAGCUUCGGAGAUUCAAUAGUUAGUGGAGCUCUGCACUGGAUCUCGGUGGAAUCAGAUUCAGAAAUGAAAAUCUCUAUUGUUGCCUUUGCUAUUGGGACAGAGAAAUACCGAGUAAUUCCACCGCCAGAGUUUGUUGGACCUCAUUUCCGUUUUAAUUUGAAUAAUUUAGAUGGAUGUCUUUCGCUAAGUUGUCAUUACGAGUCAUCGUUUGUGGAUGUAUUUUUGCCGAAGAAAUAUGGUGGGGAAAAUGAAUAUUGGUCUAAAUUGAUUACAAUAUCACCAACAAAUCAUUUUGUAUCUUUUCACACUGAGAAACCUAUUACUUAUUCAGAAUGUGAACAGAAGUCAUUCAAGGAAAUUAGGGAUCAUGGUAUGGGAGAUUUAUCAGAAGAACAAUUACUUAUCAAAGGGGUUCAAGUUGGUUCUAUAAUUCCUACAAGGUAUCUAGAUUAA